Messenger RNA from Bursaphelenchus xylophilus (pine wood nematode), 2781 nucleotides. The record is from the annotation of a GenBank genome assembly. NCBI's taxonomy places the organism in Eukaryota, Metazoa, Nematoda, Chromadorea, Rhabditida, Aphelenchoididae.
AUGGGAUACUUUGUGACGUAGGUUUUAUUACGAAUAGAAUAAACCAAGUUUAGAUUCCCGGCAAUCCCAGACGAAACUCCAGAAAAUAAUGUUUUCUUGGCCAACAUCGCUCAGAAUGCAGAUUGGCCAUCACUAAGGACAGCCACAGGUAUUCUUUCCGGCAUAACUAUUAAAUUUUUGUCGUUUAGCCAAAGAGAUGUAUGAAGGAACAAUUAGACUCUUGAUGGAGCAUGGGGCAACUGUAAUGGAGCACUUACAACUUUUGGAGAAAGGUAAAAAUAGUCAUCCAAAAAAAAUUUUUGUUUAGAUAAGGAGUUGCCCAGAACGUUCGAAAAUGUAAUGGAUCCUUUGCUGACAGAAUUGUACGAGAUUGAUUACGCAUUCAACACCUUACUAGUCAAGAUGUUGACCGAUUGGCCAGAGUGUUCAACUCGUGCGUUUGAUAUGGACUUUGAUCAUGUUAGUUUAGUGUAUAGAUUUAAGUAAAUUAAUAAUUUAGAUGAAAGUAAUGGUGGCCAGAGAACACAUGGAGAAACUCUCCGAUCCCGAAUUCCAGAAGUCUCUUCAGGCAAUUUAUGAUAAUGGACAAGAUUUGGACGUUUGGAAGACCCGUUUGGUUGAAUUUUUUUUGCUGGAAAUUAAAGCAAGCGGCCUUGACAAAACGGACAGUAAGAUUCGAAGUAUCAUUGGUAGCUGGUCCAAGAUGAUCGAUGAAUAUAGGACUAAAUAUUUGUAAGGCCACUCAUUUUUUAAAACUCCUUUAGGACCAAUAUUCUUUGUACAAAUGAUCAAUUCGUUUUUCAUUUGAAUGAGAAUCAACUCAGAGAUGCUCCACCGCAUAUUCUAAGACAACUUUCGGCAAAGUAAGUACUGUUGCUUAUUCUAACCUUUAUUUAGCAAGACCACAGAAGGACCUUGGAGAGCCCAGAUGGAGCCUUCCUCGAUAUAUUCCUUGCUGUCCUACUGUAACGAUCGGCCUAUUAGAGCACAAGCUUGGGAUCGUUGGGUGUCCCGAGCCUCAUUCGAGCAUGACUUUUACAAUAACUCUGUAAACAUUGAAGAAAUCAGACACAAUGCGUAAGUUUAGGAUUUCCACGAGAUGAUUUUAGUGAGGGGCUGGCCAAGACUUUGGGAUACUCCUCGGUCUCGGAGCACAGGUUGGCCAACAAGAUGGCAGGGUCUCCAGACACAGUCAGGAAUUUCAUUAAUGAGUAAGUUUGACUCUCCGCAGUUUAUUUCUCUAGGUUGACACAUCGGAUGAGACCCGUCUUUAUUGAUAGAAUGGAUGCUUGGCAGAGGUAUGCAGCAGUGAAGGAGAUUAUCACCGGUCAGUUACAACCGUUCGACUUGUUUUACAUUUGUCGAAAAGAAGCACUGGAGCAUUACAGUGUUGAUCCAUUAGCACUGAUGAAGUAUUUCCCAUUCUGGGGGACUUUCAACAACUUGACCCAAAUGUUACAGUACCUUCUAAAAAUUAAAUUUGUGGUGGGCAUGCAUAAGUAGGAUUAACAUGGAAUUUAGGAUAUUUCCGAUCAAGAUCUCCAGCGAUGUCAUCCGUCGUGUCGGAUAUUCUCGGUGGCUGAUACGUUCACAGGGGAGCAUCUUGGAAGAAUUUACAUUGAUCCCUUUGCCAGAGAAGGAAAGAGAGGAAAGUGGAAUACAUUUUUGGGGAGAAGUAAGUGGUAUUAGUGUAAUCGUAUAUAUUCCAGCCGCAAAUGUGGAGCGAAAUUUGGACAAGAUCGUUUACAUGAUUGGGAAUGCUGAGGAAGCAGUCAAUGGUCAAGAAUCUCUUCUUCACUAUUCCCAACUUCAACAGUUACUGUUCCAUGUAAGUUGAGGGGACUUCGGUACGCCGUCCCGUGUCUUUGAUUUUUGGUUGCUUAGCGCCCUAAACCCUUGGCGAAGUUUCGGUUUAGGCCUAGGUUCACGCUGAUCAAGCUUCUUUCUUUUAGUCUCAUCUUUUAGUUCGCGCUUAGGAAGACCUUUUCUGCAGGCUGCGGAAAGUGGGAGGGCUUACGGCAAGCCAACCGAGUAGUUUUCAAAGUCACGAAAUAAUUAUUCGUUUAGGUUGGUAGAGCUGUACAGAUGCUAUUGAGUAAAUCCCCAUAUCGGGAGAUCACCAUCCCAACAGCACCGAUGUAUGCCUCCGAUUGGGAUGCGGCAGAUCUCUUGCCCAAAUUCGUGGAGUUCUUUAUUUAUAAGCCAAAUAUGGUGGCGGCAUUAAGUUGUCCGAAUGUGGAAACAGGAGAAGUUCUGACUGAUGAAAACUGUAAUAAUGUGUCAUGGGCACUUCAAAGGGGAAUGUUGUGGGAAUCCUACAGAACCCUCUUCUGGUCCGACUUUGACCUUACGAUAUUUGAGAUGGAAGAUAGAAAGUAAUAUGGAACUGAAAUUUUUAAGCACCUAAUUUUUAGGAAAGGGUUCUGGCUAGAUGUAUAUCGUAAAAUGUACAAGGACUACUUCCCAUUCGUCCGAGAAAAAACAAACUAUCAGCCUUGCUCAUUCACUCCCAUAUUUGCCAUGCCUCCCUACAUGUCAUUGUAUUAUCGAAAACUAUGGGCUGAGAUGUUAGCCCUCGAUGUUCAUGAGACAUUCAACCACGAGCAACAAGAGGAAGUAACCGGCGAGCGCUUGAAGACGACUAUCCUUUACCCGGGUGCCAGUGAACUUCAAGGAGAGCUUUACAGACGCUUCCAAGGCCGGGAUCCAAGCGUUGGAGCCAUCUGUGACUUCUAUGACCCUCCAGCCAUCGACCUAUCAGAGGAAGAAAAGGGGUUCUAA